UUAGUCAGCUGACAAAAGUCGUUUCCUUCCCACCUAAGCGUCGAUUUGCUCAGUCAUUGUUGUGUUCCUGAUUUGUAACUUUACGGACUCUACAAUGAGGAGUGUUUACUUGUUUCUUUUCUCGGCGUUAGCCCUGACGAACGACGCCAUUGUAAGGAUUUCAUUAAAAAAGUUCCGCUCCAUCAGGCGUGAGUUGACAGACUCGGGUAAAAGUGCAGAGGAGCUCCAGGUCAACAGGCACUCGCUUAAGUACAACUUUGGCUUCCCCUCCAGCAAUGCACCCACUCCAGAGACCCUAAAGAACUACCUUGAUGCUCAGUAUUAUGGUGACAUCAGCCUGGGUACCCCCCCUCAGCCCUUCACUGUGGUUUUUGACACUGGUUCCUCCAACCUGUGGGUUCCUUCUGUCCACUGUUCCUUGCUUGACAUUGCCUGCUUGCUGCACCACAAAUAUAAUUCUGCCAAGUCCAGCACGUAUGUGAAGAAUGGCACUUCCUUUGCUAUCCAGUACGGAAGUGGCAGUUUGUCGGGCUACCUCAGUCAGGACACGUGCGCCAUUGGAGACAUAUCUGUGCAGAACCAACUCUUUGGGGAAGCAAUCAAGCAACCUGGGGUGGCAUUUAUUGCUGCCAAGUUUGAUGGGAUCCUCGGUAUGGCUUACCCACGCAUCUCUGUUGAUGGCGUGGCGCCCGUCUUUGACAACAUCAUGCGCCAGAAAAAGGUUGAGAAGAAUGAGUUCUCUUUCUAUCUGAACAGGAACCCAGACACUCAGCCUGGCGGCGAGCUGCUGCUCGGUGGAACGGACCCCAAGUACUACAGUGGCGAAUUUAGCUACGUCAACGUAACCCGGCAGGCCUACUGGCAGAUCCACAUGGACGCGUUGCAGGUGGGCAGCCAGUUGACUUUGUGUAAAGGCGGCUGUGAAGCCAUCGUGGACAGUGGCACGUCUCUGAUCACCGGCCCGGCUGCAGAGGUCAAGGCUCUGCAGAAGGCCAUCGGGGCCAUUCCGCUCAUCCAGGGAGAGUACAUGGUGAACUGUGAUAAGAUCCCUUCUCUGCCUGUGAUCACCUUCAAUGUGGGCGGCCAGUCCUACAAACUCACUGGAGACCAGUAUGUCCUGAAGGAGAGCCAAGCUGGAAAGACCAUUUGUCUGAGUGGUUUCAUGGGUCUGGACAUUCCUCCCCCAGCAGGGCCCCUGUGGAUUCUGGGAGACGUUUUCAUCGGCCAGUAUUACACCGUCUUUGAUCGAGAGAACAACAGGGUGGGCUUUGCCAAGUCCGUAUGAGAUGAAUGUAUGAAUUACAGUACAUGUUGCAGUGUGAAACUAAAUCUGUACAUUGGGCAUUUGCUGUUGCUUUGCAAUCAAACUAUUUAGCAAUAGAGUAUGCACUCCAUUGAAGAGGUUGGAGAUUUCUUACUGAGUGAGAAACUAAUGAGAGUUUAUGUUGUGUAAGCUUAGCAGGCAAAUUGUUCUUUUUUUUCUCCCUCUUUUGUGAUCUUGUUUUCCUUUAAAUCAGGGACUUGGAUUUUAAUUAGCAUUUUAGGGUAAAUUGACCCUCUACUACUGACUGGGAUGUGUUUUAAUGUAAUUGGCCUAAAUAAAUACUAUUCAAAUAA
Molecule: messenger RNA, 1617 nt
Organism: Entelurus aequoreus (snake pipefish)
Lineage: Eukaryota; Metazoa; Chordata; Actinopteri; Syngnathiformes; Syngnathidae
Gene: ctsd
Product: cathepsin D
Exons: 9
Coding region: 95-1285 (396 amino acids)
Biological process (GO): proteolysis
Cellular component (GO): lysosome
Molecular function (GO): aspartic-type endopeptidase activity
Source: RefSeq, a predicted model, not a curated record